GUGUGGGGUGCGAAGCUUGACGUUUUUCUGCUAGAAUGAAAUGUUUUUCCGGGAUAGCGUGUUGCUAACGUUAGCAUUUCACUAUAACAUACCAAAACAAAGGACCGAACAUUCUAUCGCAAGUAGUUUUUAAUAGCUUCAUUUGUUCUAAAAAUGUAAACUUUGAAAGCACAGAAGUCUGCCUCCUCAACGCUAAGGAUCAACCACAUCAUUUCAGUCAGCUAUGGACUCCCAAGCAAACCCUCAGCCAGUGAUGUGUGAGGUGUGUGGAACAUACUUUGAGACACGCCGAGGGCUCUCCAGUCAUGCUCGUCUCCACCUCAGACAACUUGGUGUAACAUGGUCAGAAAGUAGUGGGGCUCCGAUUGAUCUUCUCUACCAGCUCAUCCGGGAAAGAGAUGGCUCCCUCCCUGAUUUCAAAUCUGAUACAUCCAUUCCUGGGCCAUCCCUCCUCAAAAAAUCCAUGAUACUUCCAGUACAGGAGGACAGUUGUGCUUCCUUCAAAGCAGGAAGUACAGCCACAAUAUCAUCUCCCCCCCCUUCAUCCCCUUCUGGUCGUGGAUUUGGUGAGUCAAAAAACAGUGAAGGCAGCCGUUCAGCCUCCUCAGAGCUCCAAACUUCAACCAAGCCACUGUGGGCACCACUGGAAACUGAUGCUCCAAUCACUUUAGACACCAAUGAUGAAGUCCAUGUGUGCCAACUCUGUGGAUGCUGGUAUGAGACCCGCAAAGGGCUCUCAAGUCAUGCUCGGGCCCAUCUGCGCCAAAUAGGAAUCCCUGACAGUGAUAUUAAGGGCAGCCCUAUUGAUCUCCUCUACCAGAUCAUGGAGGAAGAUGACCUCAAGCCCAUCAGCAUAGAGCAAGGAAAGGAAGAUCCUACAAACAGCCCCCCUAGAUCCUCCAAACGUUCUCCUAAUCCAUCCUCCCCAGCUGCAACCCCCCCCAGUAAACGGUCUAAAGUGCCAGAGGAGUUUUCCUGUAUUCUGUGUGGGGAGGAGUUUGAGAAUCGUAAAGGCCUGGCCUGCCACGCUCGCUCUCAUCUGAAGCAGAUGGGAAUAGCUGACCUAUUGGGGAAAAGCUCUGCAAUUGCCACUGUCCAAGAACUGGUUAACAGUGGCAUGCUGAAAGCCUUUCAACCAGCCAAACCAAACAGCACAUCCAGCCCAUCUGCAGGCCCUGCUCCAGCCCUGUCUCCAGCACCAGGCGGAUCCCAGACCUCGUUUACCUUCUCUUCCUCAUCUCCAAGCCUCACCAGGAUUACUCCUCAUUCUUCUGUUAACAAGGCUCCAAAAGCCAAGAAGGGCUUUCGACUGGCAGUGGAUCCCCUUCAUAGGAAGCCAAAACCUGAGCCUGUGGAGAUUGAGGUAUCUUUUCAAACCCAAGGGUCUAGCAAUGGCAGCAACUCUUCCUUACAGAAAUCACCUGCAGUUGACUCCUUGAAGCCUCUCAAUGCAGAUGAACAGUCUCCACCUACAGUCCUCUGUGAUUACUGUGGCCAGCUGUUUGAGACCCGCAAAGCGCUGUCAUGUCAUGCCCGUGCUCACUUGCGCCAGCUCGGCCUCAACUGGUCAAUCAAAUCAUCACCAAUUGAUCUUCUCAAAGAGUUCAUGGUGCAUGGUGAGGGCAGGGGGAAAGGGUCUAUGCCAGGUGGGUCAUCAAGCAAAGCCACAUGGUUCCCUCAAGGCUCCAAAAGAUCUCUGGACCGCAUCCAGCCAGGGGAAGCAGCCAGCAAACCCUGUAUGUCACCUCUUGAUUUUUCCAUGAAAGAGAGAUCUCCAUCGAGCAAGAGUGGCUCUUCACACACUGAUACCUCCUGUGAGCUAUGUGGGUUCGAUUUUGAAAACCGCAAGGCCCUGGCCAGUCAUGCAAGGGCCCACCUCCGACAGUUAGGAAUUAUAGAAUGGAAGGCAGAUGGAGCAAGAUCACCAAUUGAACUUCUCAACGAGAUGAUCCGAAGGGACCCAGCCAAGGUAUCAGCAAUAACCCGACGCUAUAAAUCAGGAGACUUUUACAUAAAGAAGACGGGAAAAGCCGGGGCUUCACCUUCCUUGUCUACAGACUCAGACUCUGUGCCAGGCAGCAGUCCAAAGGACACAAUGCAUCGCCAUCAGCACAAGAAAGGAAGGGAAGGCUUAAGCUUAGCAAGACAACCACAAGGCCAGGCACGAACUUUUGGAGCCCAUAGUGACCCUAGUGUGCGAUCCAGAAGUGGGACCCAUCCACUCAAACACAUGGCACCAGCACAGGAGGAGAAUCGGGUCAUCAACUCCCAGCAGCCGUCACGGUCAGGUAGCAUUCCUGCUAUGCUACCAAAGCCCCCUCUCACACCUCUCGUCAAACAAGUGGGCAAAAUGUACUCCCUCAAGUGCAGGUUUUGUGAAAAGGUGUUUCAUGGACCUCUGACUGUUCAAGAGCAGUGGAUCACACACCUGCAGGAGCACAUUCUGUCUCUUGGCUACAAAGGCAAAGCAUCUCCUCCUGCUCCACCAGUGGCAGCUCCAGCGCUUGUCCGCCCAAUUGCUGUCUAGUCAGGAAAGUAUUGUCUUGCAGAGAUAACAAUUGUCAGAAAAUUGCAAACUACAUGUUUUCCUUUUCUCCUGAAGAGGGCAAACAUGAGCUAUGCAAUAAAAGCAGCAGGCUGUAAACUACUCAGGUAAAAUCCACCAGCAAUAUCAGAUUACAAUCCUGUUCACUUGAUGAUUUUAAAAACUGUUCAUCCCUCAUUUGAUGGUCUGUUUUUCACCUUCUGUUAUUAUUCUUCAUGUUUGUAAAGAUGUAUUGUGUUUAAACAGAUUAAAUGUUACACUGCAAGAGACAA
This is a messenger RNA of Cheilinus undulatus (humphead wrasse), 2817 nucleotides long. RefSeq names its product protein Wiz-like. Gene Ontology annotation, biological process: regulation of transcription by RNA polymerase II. The coding region runs from base 224 to 2527 and encodes 767 amino acids. Lineage: Eukaryota; Metazoa; Chordata; Actinopteri; Labriformes; Labridae. Gene Ontology annotation, molecular function: RNA polymerase II cis-regulatory region sequence-specific DNA binding; DNA-binding transcription factor activity, RNA polymerase II-specific. The record is from RefSeq and is a predicted model, not a curated record. Gene Ontology annotation, cellular component: nucleus. The transcript has 9 exons.